This is a messenger RNA of Misgurnus anguillicaudatus (oriental weatherfish), 408 nucleotides long. The record is from RefSeq and is a predicted model, not a curated record. NCBI's taxonomy places the organism in Eukaryota, Metazoa, Chordata, Actinopteri, Cypriniformes, Cobitidae.
UUCAGUAGACACCAGAGGCAUUUCAUGUGCACAGUAAUGUUUUGCUGCAAUGUUUGCAACAUCAAAGAUCGAAGAAGGAAAAACAAGGAAGAGACAUAUAGAGAUUCAGUCAGCGAAAUUCUGGAAAAUCCCAAGGCAGAUGCUACUGUAGAAGAACCAGAAGCACCAGAGGAAAACCCCAGCUCUGACUAUUCACUCAGCAAUAAUUUGGACAAUCCCAAGGCAGAUGCUUUUGCAGAAGAACCAGAAGCACCAGAGGAAAACCCCAGCACUGACUUCAUGGCAGAUUCACUCAGCAAUAAUUUGGACAACGACAAACCCAAGGCAGAUGCAGAAGAACCAAAAGCACCAGAAGAAAACCCCAGCACUAAUAAGAAUGCAUAUUCUUUACCCAGGGCCCAGACAUAG